AUGCUGCAGGACGUGCACUUCGAUCCCGCAGCAUCCACAAGCGAGGAGGAGCGGGAGGCGAGGGCGUGGCAGCAGGUGAAACACCACGCAGUGGUGACGGCUGAGCAGGCGGAGAAGCGGCUGUUGGACUUGGGUGAGCUGCGCGCGGCGGUGGAGGAGCAGCUCGGGGUGCUGGACGUGCGGGAGAGUGAGACGGCCCGCCGUCUGCACGCGGAGUCCGACCAACUCGUGCGGCAGGUUCGCCUGCGCGAGGAGGAGCUCGUCGCGAUGCUGCGGGACAGCUGUGGCCUCCGCCGCACGCAGCUACAGCGCGUCCUUGAAAGCAUCGCGGCGAAGGAAAAACAGCUGGUUGGUGAGAAGGCGCGGGUGGAGGAACGUGAGCGGGACGUUGUUGAACGCGCCGCCGCGCAGCUUCGCGUUGUGGAGCUGCUCGUCGAGUCCGCCUUCUUCCAUGUGCCGGACCAGGAUUUCUACGUCGUGACCUCCGCCCCUCUUGUGGCUGAGCGGCACUUGACACUCGUGCAGGAGCUGGUACCAUCCCUUCUUCCCUCCGCCCUCACUGUUCCCAUCACCAGCUCCGCCGUGCAUCUUCCCCUGCGCUCAACAGCAGUACCAACAGGAAUUGGUAACAGCAACAACAGCAAGGCGUGUAUGGCUCUACAGGAUGGUGUAUUUCACUACAUUGCCACGGCUGGCGGCACGAAGCCUUUUCGCAACCCCGUAGAGAAUGACGCAGUGCGGGUGCAGUGCAGUGCUCCCAUUGUGCUCGGAGAGCUGAGUUUCCUCUGUAGUGCCAUUGAUGCUGCACGCACUACGCCCGCUGUGCUUGAGAGGCAACGCUUUCGCACCGCUUCUCAGGAGAAGGCGCGGAUUGAAAUUGACUUUGGCGACCGGCGCUGGGUAGUUGGCGAAGCGUACGCACUACGUCACGGCCACGCAACAGAGCACGCAGCGCUGCGCUCAUGGCGUCUCCUUGGCAGCCGUGACCGCUCACGCUGGGUUGUGCUGGACGAGAAGAGGCAUAACCAUACGCUGGGCAGUGCACCGUUCAACGUGGCUGCGUUCAACAUCGAUGAGGAGCGUGUUCUCUCGGACACGCGGGAUAUAUGGCAGUGCACUUCAGGUGAGCGGUGCGCAUUUCGCUAUAUCGCACUGGAGCUCACUGGCCCUGACGCUGUUGGUGCGCACCACUUGGAGUUGUCCGGGAUGGAGCUGUACGGUUACCUGGUUAACAACGUGCAAGUACGAAUGCGGUUGGAGGACUGA
Messenger RNA from Trypanosoma grayi, 1266 nucleotides. Its product is annotated as putative E3 ubiquitin-protein ligase HECTD1-like isoform X6. The coding region runs from base 1 to 1266 and encodes 421 amino acids. The transcript has a single exon. The record is from RefSeq and is a predicted model, not a curated record. Lineage: Eukaryota; Euglenozoa; Kinetoplastea; Trypanosomatida; Trypanosomatidae.